AUGUCGACCAUGCCAUCAGUCCAUACAUCAAGUGUACCUGAAAAUCAAAGUCCCAUCAAAUGUAAUAAUCAGGACGGCGUUUCCGAAAUCGUAGUGGGUGACUGUAAAGACUGUAUUUAUAGCACUGUGUACAAAGAGAAUGAAGAGACUGGAGACACAAAAUUAUCUUUACAAACAUCUGGUUCUGAGGCCAGCAAUGCGUUAGGCCUUUGUACUAAUAAGGAUAAAACAACAUUUAUAAAUGAUUGCCCUGACCAACAAAAUGAAAUUUUCAUCAAAUCCCCACAAAGGCUCCAAGUCAAUGGAUCAGGAAAAUGCAGUUAUAAUUAUUUCAGAGAUGGGAAUAACUGUAAAGAAUGUCCACCCGGAUACCAUGGAUAUAAUUGUUCUCAAACUUGUCCUAAGCAAACUUUUGGAACCUUAUGUAGUCUGAAUUGCAGUAAAUGUACAAUCUGUAAUCAUGUAUAUGGUUGUACAUUAUCAACAGAGCAUAUACAAUCAGAUGUCUCUAGAAAAAGAAGUUUUAGCAUUAGACCUGCAACUGCUAUCAUGGCGUCCAGGCCAUCAAAAAAUUCAUCAGAUAUGUUUGAAAUUGAAAGCUCGAGUUUGAUAUCUUUAAACGGUAACAAGACUCUUUCUAAGUCUAACAUUGCAAUAAUUAUCUAUACAACCGGAUCAUUUAUAUCUCUUGUAAUUCUACUGAUCAUUGUAAGAGAAAUACGCAACUUUUGCAAGAUACUAUUUCCUCCCGCAAAUAAAAACAUGCCACAAAACAUUGAUGUCGUAGACAACAUAUAUUCAGAAGUUUCUGACGUCAUUGAUUGUGUCAUUUCACGUAAAGAUAUUGCCUCAUAUAUGAUAAACGUAAAUAGUAAUGAUCAGGAUGAAGUUUCCGAAAUCUUAGAGGGGGACUGUACAGACUGUAUUGAUAGCACUGUGUGUAGAAAGAUGGAAGAGACUGGCGAACCAAAAUUAUCUUUACAAACAUCAAGGUAUGAGGCUAGCAAUACUUUAGGCCGUUGUGCUAUUAAGGAUAAAAUAACAUUAAUAAAUGAUUGCCCUGAUCAACAAAAUGAAAAUGUUCACCAAAUCUCCACAAAGGAAAACAAGGAAGAAAUCUUUUCACCAGAGACUCUGCAGAGCUCCACAGAAUUUAACGGAAGAGAGACAGUUGAAAAAAUGAGCGACACCAGUCAAAAUACUAAUGUUGAUUUAGCCCAAUUUGCCCAAUUUGCCUUGGUAAAUGAAACAACAGAAACGACAUCCUUUUAAUGUUAAAUUUUUCCAAUCUAUUGACAUGUCAUUAUAUCUCUAGCUGAAAUGAAUUUAUUAUGUCAUUUUAACUUUUUGUAUUAUUCUCUGCGAGUAGAGGGAUGAAAUUUCAUGUCUAAUGUGAGAACGCUAAAUUUAAUCUCUAUUUUAAAUUUCAAUAUUUAUGGUAAUGGCAUUUUCCAAAAUAUAACUUUGAAAUAA
Molecule: messenger RNA, 1473 nt
Organism: Saccostrea cuccullata (small rock oyster)
Lineage: Eukaryota; Metazoa; Mollusca; Bivalvia; Ostreida; Ostreidae
Exons: 5
Coding region: 1-1272 (423 amino acids)
Source: RefSeq, a predicted model, not a curated record